AUGGCUAAUAGACGCGAGCAGAUCUUGGCCUACAUACUUGGUUGCAUGCUCUACAAUGUUUUCUUCCAUCCCCUUCGACAUUAUCCCGGCCCAAAAUGGGCAGCCGCCACAAGUAUACCUUAUGCGCAGCUUAUCAUCAGUGGCCAAGCUCAUCGCAGGGUGGCUGAUCUGCACUCCAAGUAUGGAAAUGUUGUUCGAAUUGCUCCUAAUGAGCUUAGCUACACGAAUGUUGAGGCGUGGAACGACAUUUUCGGUCACAGGAAGGCAAGCCAAGAAGAGCAUAUUAAAGACCCUGUCUUCACAGCUCCCUUCAAAGGCAACAUUAUCGGCGCCGACCGCAAUGAUCAUCGUAGAAUGCGCCGCAUCUUGUCUCACGCCUUUUCUGCAUCAACUAUGCUCGAGCAGCAGCCCCUUAUCAAUAAGUACAUUGACCUGCUAAUUCAGCGCCUCCAUGAGAACUCAUCGAGUGGCACUAGAGCAGUAGAUGUCGUGGCUUGGUACAACUACACCACAUUUGACAUCAUUGGCGACUUGGCUUUUGGAGAGCCCUUUGGAUGCCUGGAGAAUAGCGCGGCCCACGCGUGGGUAGAUAUGAUUUUUGCACUCGUCAAGAUCAAUGCAUUUUCCGGUCUGAUCGGCCGAUACCCUCUGAUCGCAGCGUUUCUGCAAUACUGCAUACCAGCUGGCGUUCGUCGCAAAGCUGACAUGCUUACCGAGAUGGCGCGGACCAAGGUUGAGAAACGUCUGGCGCUCAAUACAGAUAGACCCGACUUUAUCAGAAACAUGCUUUCAAAAGGGGACUUGAGCACUUUAUGGCGGCCACUGACGAACCAGAGCAUGACGCACGAAGAGAUCCAUGACAACGCAAGACUGCUUAUCGGCGCCGGGUCAGAGACAACAGCCACAGCUUUAUCAGCAGCGACAUACUUCUUGGGGAGCCAUCCACAUGUCUUAGCCAAGCUUACUGAAGAGGUCAGAUCCUCUUUCAGCAGCGAGCAGGAGAUCGAUGUCGUCAAUGUGCAGAAGUUGACCUACAUGCUGGCUGUAUUGGACGAAAGCCUGCGCCUGCACCCGCCUUCCCCCAUCGCCAACUUGCGUCGAGUGGCCACUGGGGGCGCCACCAUUUGCGGACAAUUCGUGCCCCAUGGGACAAGCAUCGGUGUCUGGCACUGGGCCAUGUUCCGUAACCCGGAAAACUUUACUCUUCCUGAGUCUUUCAUCCCCGAACGAUGGUUGGGUGAUCGACGCUUCCUGGGUGACAAGAAGGAAGCGCUGCAGCCUUUCUCGUACGGCCCGCGCAACUGCAUUGGAAAGAACCUCGCUUAUGUUGAAAUGAGGGUCAUUCUAGCCCGAAUUAUUUGGAACUUUGAUCUAGUCAUGGCCCACGAUUCACAAAACUGGAUGAAUAAGGAGGAGGUCUAUACCUUGUGGAUGAAAGGCCCUCUCAACUUUUACCUAAAGCCACGAAACCGGGUGCAGUCUUGA
Messenger RNA from Clonostachys byssicola, 1485 nucleotides. The record is from the annotation of a GenBank genome assembly. NCBI's taxonomy places the organism in Eukaryota, Fungi, Ascomycota, Sordariomycetes, Hypocreales, Bionectriaceae.